Messenger RNA from Schistosoma turkestanicum, 433 nucleotides. Lineage: Eukaryota; Metazoa; Platyhelminthes; Trematoda; Strigeidida; Schistosomatidae. The record is from the annotation of a GenBank genome assembly.
AUGGCACAUUCACAGUCAGUUGGAAUUACACGUUAUCAGGCUAAUACAUUUCAAGAUUUCACGCAAACACACUUAUUCUCACAGUUUACAGAUUACGCUCAACACAAAAUCGGUCUGAUUCCAAUGAUGCACUUCGCCUUCAUAUGGACACUCACUGUGUUGGUUAUCGCCAUAUAUCCAAACGUCAACUGUUUUCCACCGUCGAAUGAUGCUGAAACUGAAGAGUCGAAGAGCGAUUUGACCAUAGGGAUAAACGGAGAGUUGGGGGAGACGUUGCGGAACCAUGAAGGUGAUGCUAGUGAAGCAGCGAAAAGAAAUUUCUGGGAUGAUUGGCUACGUUACAUGGGUCCUUCACAAAUGAGAAACGGAAAGCCGUAUGAACCGCCAAAGUAAUCGUAAAUGUUUUCGUGUCUUAUCUCUUGACGUGAAUGCG